Molecule: messenger RNA, 1200 nt
Organism: Mesorhabditis belari
Lineage: Eukaryota; Metazoa; Nematoda; Chromadorea; Rhabditida; Rhabditidae
Source: the annotation of a GenBank genome assembly
AUGCGUUUUCGACCGGCUGCUGUUUAUCGAAAUCUUGGUCUAGUCAUUGGAGUUUUUUUUAUUUUUUACCUCGGCAAAUCAAUUAUUGGAUACGAUGAUGGGAAACAUAUAUCACAUCCGAAAAACCCAAAACAUCUCUAUAUUACGGUCGAUAAAAACAGAAUCGAUCAUCGUUUUGAUAAGCUUUCCCCAAAAAGGAUUCUUGUUUGGAAUUCGAUUUUCGGAAGUCAUGUCGACAAUAAAGUGAUGUUAGAGUGUCCCGGAUUAUCGGAUCGCUGUAUCAUCGACUCAAAUCGAAGUCGUUUGGGUUUAGUGGAUGCGGUGAUCAUUCAUGCACCGAAUAUAGAUGAAGGAUUGCCACCAGCUGAGAUGAGAAAACCCUCUCAACGUUACGUAUUCAUGACAAUGGAGGUGCCCGAUAAUAUCCCCAAAAUCUCCAUUCCAAAACAUUAUUUCAAUUGGUCAAUGUCUCAUCUUCAUUCAUCCGAUGUUCUAUUCAAAUAUGGCGGUUUCUGGUUGACAUCAAAAGAAGCCGAAUUGAGGGGAUUCAAGAUUGGAGAUUAUUUCAUACCUGAAAAAACUCUUCGAAAAUCGAAAUCUGGAAUCUUUGGUCUUGUCUCAAAUUGUGCAACUUCAUCAAAAAGAGAAUGGGCUUUGAAGAAACUUUCCACCUAUAUGAAUGUCACAAUUGGAGGAAAAUGUGCAUGGGAUGAGAAAAUGAAAGAAAUUUGUCCAAAAGGGCAAAAGUGUGACUCAAUCUUUGCUGAAUAUCCAUUCUUUUUGGCAGCAGAAAAUACGGUUUGCGAAGAUUAUGUGACGGAGAAAUAUUGGGAGAGAAAUCUUUUCCCAUCAAUUCCGAUCGUUUUACGAAGAAGUGCCUACAGUAAUGUAAAUUUACCCCGUCAAUCGGUGAUCGCCUUUGAUGAUUUCGGAUCACCGAAAGAGAUGGCCGAACAUUUGAUGAGUUUGGAGAGAAAUUUCACCGCUUAUGCCGAGUAUUUCAAAUGGAGAAAUGGAGGUUGGACGCUUGCUCCAUGGAAUACGGCGGGUUUCCGAAAUGGAUACUGUAAAUUGUGUGAGAAAUUAUGGGAUGAAGAACAACCGGAGAGUACGAUUGAGGACAUUUAUGCAUGGUUUCAAGCAGAAUCUCGUUGUGAGAAUGGGGAUUGGGCAACUGAAUGGAUCCAAGGAGGAUCAAGU